This is a messenger RNA of Brassica oleracea var. oleracea, 953 nucleotides long. Its product is annotated as PXMP2/4 family protein 4-like. The record is from RefSeq and is a predicted model, not a curated record. Bases 134 to 877 code for a protein of 247 amino acids. Gene Ontology annotation, cellular component: cytoplasm; membrane. Lineage: Eukaryota; Viridiplantae; Streptophyta; Magnoliopsida; Brassicales; Brassicaceae. The transcript is spliced from 5 exons.
CCAAAAUUGGAGGGUGGAGAAAAGGAAAUUCCUUAUUUUUUGCUUACAAUUUCCAAAAGGUAGAGACACUUUCCUGAAUAAUAUUUAGAACCUCGGAGGAGAAGCAAACAAACACAAAACAAAACAAAUCAGAAUGAGCGGUGCAUUAUUCAGAAAUGUCGCCGCCGACACCGCACGGCUGAUACGGCGGAACGCGGCAGCGGAAAUUAAGCAACUGCAAUCCAGGCCUGAUUUCCGCGCACCUCAGCUUCUCGGUAGAGCAAAGGAAACCGGAAUCUCACUUCCGUCUUCUCCUUCCGGUCUCUGCUCAUCUGCGAAGGUGGGAUUCGUAGGAUGGUAUCUUGGUAUGGUGAAAUCACGACCUGUCAUCACCAAAAGUGUCACUUCUUCCAUUAUUUACAUUGCCGCCGAUUUGUCUUCUCAGAUAAUUUCGAAAAAAUCUUCGGAGUCUUAUGACAUGUUGAGAACAGCAAGGAUGGGAGGGUAUGGUCUAUUGGUCUUGGGUCCAACACUUCAUUAUUGGUUCAACUUCAUGUCAAGACUCUUUCCAAAACAAGAUUUGAUCACCACGUUCAAGAAAAUGGCCAUGGGACAAACCAUCUACGGGCCUAUCAUGACCGUUGUUUUCUUCUCCUUAAACGCUACCCUACAGGGGGAAAGUGGUUCAGAUAUAGUUGCAAGAUUGAAAAGGGACGUAAUCCCUGCAAUGUUUAACGGUGUCAUGUAUUGGCCUAUUUGUGAUUUUAUAACAUUCAGGUUCUUCCCCGUUCACUUACAGCCUCUUGUAAGCAACUCGUUUUCAUAUCUCUGGACAAUCUACAUGACGUACAUGGCAAACCGCGAAAAACCAGCAGUGAUUUCAGCUGAAACACCAUAAUACCUUCUAAGCUAUCUUGCGCAUUGCCACUCUAUGUAGAUUUAGGUUGGUUAAUAUAAGAUUUUCAAAGAACACA